UUGAAUCCCACACAGCCAACUGAAAAACUAAAACUAGAUAAUGUCUGCGGUGUUUGGAACUGGUGUCCCAAUUUCACUGCCAAAACACACAAAUCAUCCUCAAAUUCAUACCUUAAUCUCACCAAAAUCUUCUCAUUUCUCAUCUCAUAAAUCAAUCCUCAAAUCUCCGGUAACAAGGAAAACACAACCUCAAGUAUGCAGCUCUUCAAGAAUCUCAGAUUAUAUCUCCUCCUCGUCCUCCGGCAACCCUUUCACCAGAGCUUCGACCGUGGCGGGGAGCCUCGUCCUGGUUGAUUUGGACCCCGCCACGGCCAAACUGGCGAUAGCGUUUCUCGGGCCAUUCUUGUCUGCAUUUGGAUUCCUGUUCAUCGCAAGAAUCGUGAUGUCGUGGUACCCGAAGCUGCCCGUCGGCAAGCUCCCGUACGUCCUUGCAUAUGCGCCCACGGAGCCAUUGUUGGUGCAGACAAGGAAGAUCAUACCACCACUGGCUGGAGUUGAUGUCACCCCUGUUGUCUGGUUUGGACUGCUCAGUUUUCUCAAUGAAAUCUUGGUGGGCCCACAGGGCCUCCUUGUUCUUCUAUCUCAGCAGCAGGUUUAGGGAUUUUGGGAUGUUGAAUGAAUUCGUGUGUGUUUAUGCAAGUUUAGAUGUAUGCUAUGCAAAGAGAAAAGAAAGCAUUUUUGUUGAAUAUUAAUGAACAGCAAGUAAAGAAAGAGUGCAUUUUCUGAA
Salvia miltiorrhiza (redroot sage) is the source of this 727-nucleotide messenger RNA. Its product is annotated as protein COFACTOR ASSEMBLY OF COMPLEX C SUBUNIT B CCB3, chloroplastic. The record is from RefSeq and is a predicted model, not a curated record. Lineage: Eukaryota; Viridiplantae; Streptophyta; Magnoliopsida; Lamiales; Lamiaceae. Gene Ontology annotation, cellular component: chloroplast thylakoid membrane.